AUGUCCGCUCUCCACGCUGCCUCGGACAGGUUUGCUUUACGGCCCGACAGCUCGGUCCAAAACUUAGUUGCAUGGAAAAAUGAAUAUACAUUGGAAGGGGACGAUGUCGGAGCUUCUCAAAGCAAAGAUCCCCAGGAGACACAAGAGCUUGAGUAUGAGGAGGAAGAAGUGGAUGAAACAGUUCGAGAGGACAUGGCAAAGCUCGAGGAUACAUUCCCAGGGAUUUCAGACCGGUUUCGUCUGGUUAACAGGAUUGGAGAAGGUACAUUCUCGACUGUAUACAAAGCAGAGGAUCUCCAUUACGAUGAAUACAAGAACGAUUGGGAUAUAUUUUCACGAGCACAACAAGAAAACUAUGCUAGCCCCCCAACCAAACGACGACGAAUGGAGGGCGAGCCAACAGGACGGAAAAAGCCGCGAUUCGUCGCAUUGAAGAAAAUCUAUGUUACGAGUAGCCCGUUGCGAAUCCAGAACGAGCUCGAGCUGCUCCAUGAUCUCCGAGGAUGCGGCUCUGUCUGCCCUCUGAUCACGGCCUUCCGAUACCAGGACCAAGUAGUGGCAGUGUUGCCCUAUUUCCCACACACAGACUUCCGCAUUCAAUACCGCACGUUCAUGGUUGCAGACAUGCGCCAUUAUCUACGAUCUCUCCUGACCGCGCUAAACUCUGUACAUGGACAUGACAUUCUUCACCGUGAUAUCAAGCCAACCAAUUUUCUUUACAACCCAGACCUGAAAGAAGGCGUGCUGGUUGAUUUUGGACUCGCUGAGCGCCAAGGUUCGGAAUACACCAGUCCAUGUCUAUGUACCCACCAGAAUUAUGUUCGCCGUAGUCGGAUCCUCUCUAGUUACUACUCCAAAAACCCCCUUUCCACAGGCUUAUCAUCUGGCUAUCCCAAGAAUGAUUCACGGCCAUCAAGGCGAGCGAAUCGUGCUGGAACUCGGGGGUUCCGAGCCCCGGAGGUUCUCCUAAAAUGCACUUCACAGACUACUAAGAUUGACAUGUGGUCAGUGGGGGUCAUCCUUUUGACCCUGUUGGGACGUCGAUUCCCCUUCUUCAACUCUGCAGAUGACAUUGAUGCGAUGAUCGAGAUGGCAAGCAUAUUUGGCACCCCGCGCAUGAAGGCUGCCGCGGCCAUGCAUGGUCAGAUCUUUGAAACCAACAUUCCAACAAUUGGAGAGAAAGGUUAUAGCUGGGAGAAGCUGGUGAAAUGGUCAAGCUGUGUGGAGGACUUGACAGAAAGCGAGCAGCAAGCUACUCAACUCUUGUCUGGACUGAUGGAAUUGGACCCAACCAAGCGUCUCAGCGCCGCGGACGCUUUGCAGCAUGAUUUUUUCUUGCGCCCCGUUCACCAUGAUGUAGAAUGGGGCGGUAAUCCAGAAGAAAGUGCAGAUUCAGCGGAAGAAGAGGAGGAGGACGAAGUGGAUGAAGUUGCCAUGCUAUGA
Molecule: messenger RNA, 1443 nt
Organism: Penicillium soppii
Lineage: Eukaryota; Fungi; Ascomycota; Eurotiomycetes; Eurotiales; Aspergillaceae
Product: serine/threonine protein kinase CDC7
Exons: 4
Coding region: 1-1443 (480 amino acids)
Biological process (GO): mitotic DNA damage checkpoint signaling; protein phosphorylation
Cellular component (GO): nucleus
Molecular function (GO): protein serine/threonine kinase activity; ATP binding
Source: RefSeq, a predicted model, not a curated record